AUGAUCGGCCCUACUGGGCCUGCGGCUUCGUGGCAUCCUGUGCUGGUCAAGUAUCUUUCCAGGGUCGGGCACAUUAAGACGCUGAAGCUCGGUUUAGUUCAGAACAUCUAUGCCUACAACUCGCUAGCUUUCCCGAUCUUGACGUACAUGAUGCAGGUACUGCCGGUCAGGCCCGAGGUGAUUCGAGCCGAAGCGAACGCUCUUCAAAGGCUGACCAUGGGCCCUAGGUUCGCCAUCCCCACCCUUGUCCUCAAGGCCUCCCUGGACCUUGGGUUCCCAGUCGAGCCCCGCCACCUCCAGGCCACGAACAAGGCCGCUAUGUUUCGGGUCGCUCUUCAGAGUUCAGCCUUCGCUAGAGUGAAGGAACGCCUGCAUUUUCUAGAGCACGAAGACGUCGAACGACUGGCUGUUGUUCGGCACAGGUCUUGGCUCGCAGAGUCUAUUUGCGGCUCCCUGAUCAAGAAUUGGGACGAGCUCAUGACGAUUUGCCCGUCGAUCAAUGAAUACACGCACGAUGUCCAGCGAAAAGUCAAGAUUGCCGUGUGGGCGAAGGGGCAGCCGGUGCAGUUCUUCCUCGCGGCGGACCCGGAGUCCGCCAACGCCUGGUACGUGUCGCCGACCCCCGUCCCCGUCGCGGAGGGCCCCCUGCUGCUGCAGUCGCACUGCUGGGUCGACGGGGCCCUGGAGGAGGACUUCAAUCCCGAGAAGUUCGACGCCGACAGCAGGAGCGCCUGGCCGCUGGUGCGGCCCGCUCCCCACGUGAAGUUCGCGCUCCGCGGGCAACCAGGGAAGCUGAAGGCGCAGAUGGGGCCCAGGAGGGUCAGCGUCAAGUAUGUCCGCAAGCCCACCUCGGAGCAGCCUCUCUUGUCGCUCGUCUUCGUCAGGUGGGCUGGCGACGACGCCGUCGAGGGCCCAGACGCGCGCGAGCCGAACGACGGGGACUGGGGGCAGUACGGCUGUCCGGCCAGCGACACCUACAUGUCGUCGGUAGUAAAGAAGGGUCUGAUGGCGCAUCCCCUCCUCUGCAAGGAAGGGGUGCCCGACUUCGAGGUCUUCUCGCUCUUCGUCAAGGACUCCGCGGAGCUUGCCAGGGUCGGCACGGUCGCCCCCUGGCUGGCGGCGUCCCUGAGGGGGAAGCGCACGUCCAGCUUCUGGAUGAUGUGGCCCGUGGAGUGGGAGGACACUCGCGGCUCGGACUACGCGGCGUACGUGGACAGGCACGCGCUCUUCGGCGCCAUGCGGGCCCUGGAGUCCGCCCAGGUGCGGACUGGCUUCCCGCACCCGGCGAGCCAGUACGAGCUCAUCACGUCGAAGUCGUGGAUGGCCACCCUUUCGCUGGACCCGCUGUCUCGGAUGCCCGCGGCAACGACGGUGAGCAAAGGCAACGUGGUGACCGAUGCGCAGCGGGCCGCGAAGCAGGCGAUCUCGGCCCUCGCGGCCAUCCGGCAGCGGAACCCGUUUGCGGGUCCGGGCGGCAUCGUAGGGGCGUCGAAAGAGAACAAGGACGGCAUCAAGAAGGGCGUCGCGAAGCUGGGGUGGUCGUGGGAGGCGCGGUACGUCCUGAUCUUCCACAGCGAGGAGGACCUCGCGGAGAAGCUCGAGGAGAUACUGACGCACCCUGGCAGCACGGCGGGCGCCUGCAUCGUGCAGGAGUGGGUGGACUUCGACUUCGAGAUGCGCCUGUACUUCCUGCCGCCUGCCGACUGGGGGGGCGAGAGGCUGGAGCCGGUCCGCAUAGAGUGCAACGCCUGGCACGGCUCGAUGGAGAACGGGCAGCGCCGCUCCUUCCACAAGCUCACUAGGGACACGAUACUGGCGGACUACUGGGAGCAGGACGCGAAGGCGUACGACUCCGCGAAGGAGCAGGCCAUCCACACCGCGCAGCACCUCCUCGCCUGGCUCCGCCUCGCGGACGCGCAGCCCGUGCCGAUGAUUCGCCUCGACUUCAUGCUGCUGCGCACCGGGGCGGGCGAGGCCUGCGUGACCUUCGGCGAGUUCUGCGAGAUGGGCGCCUGCUGCCUGGGCUGGGAGGAGGGUCCGCCGACCAUCUGGCGCGCCGCGCUCGACCGCGCCCUCGAGUGA
Prorocentrum cordatum is the source of this 2082-nucleotide messenger RNA. The record is from the annotation of a GenBank genome assembly. NCBI's taxonomy places the organism in Eukaryota, Dinophyceae, Prorocentrales, Prorocentraceae.